Messenger RNA from Staurois parvus, 342 nucleotides. The record is from the annotation of a GenBank genome assembly. Lineage: Eukaryota; Metazoa; Chordata; Amphibia; Anura; Ranidae.
GUGGGCACAGGUGGGUGGCACUGGUGGGCACAGGUGGGUGGCACUGGUGGGCACAGGUGGGUGGCACUUCUGGGCACAGGUAGGUGGCACUGCAGAGUGGCACAGGUGGGUGCACUGCUGGGCACAGGUGGGUGCACUGCUGGGCACGGGUGGGCGGAGCUAGUGGGCGCACUGCUGGGCGGAACUUGCGGGUGUCACUGCUGGGCACCGAUCAUCAGGGCACUGAUCAUCAGUGCCCUGAUGAUCGGUGCCGAUGCCCGCUCUGACAACUGCCGGUUCUCGGCAGUACUUUCCUCACGAUCUGACAGCGUGAGGAAAGUGCAGCCGAGAACCGGCACUUGC